Molecule: messenger RNA, 1621 nt
Organism: Histoplasma capsulatum G186AR
Lineage: Eukaryota; Fungi; Ascomycota; Eurotiomycetes; Onygenales; Ajellomycetaceae
Product: EF hand domain-containing protein
Exons: 5
Coding region: 303-1301 (332 amino acids)
Molecular function (GO): calcium ion binding
Source: RefSeq, a predicted model, not a curated record
AAAGAAACGAGAUUUCAGCCGGCUUCGUAUUGCGCUUGAUUCAAUCAAGGAAACCAAAAAAAAACGCCUUGGCACCGGCAAGGGGUUCAGGCGUGAGUUUGACAGAUUCACCAACUCGUCAUAUCCCCGUCGUCAGGCUUUCAUUUUUUCCCACUUCACACCAUUUGUUAUGAGAGAUUGCAGGAUAAACUAUCUGCCUCCACAGAUUUUGUUCUUCUUUUGUUAUUAAUAUCGCGAGCGUCACACAGUUGGUAGCAUUUGAAGGUUCAACUCGUAUUCCCGGUUAUCACAUACACACCACUAUGGCAUACAAAGGCGCAUAUAAUCCUGAUGCACUCCCGGCGCAUGCGGAGCCAGAGCAGGCAGCACAAAUUUUAAGCGCAAGAGCCGCUCUACAGGAUCCAAACCGAGAGCGCGCCCCGCUCCCGCCCCCAAAAAAUGGCCCACAACCUCAUCAGCGCCGCGUCUCCCCUUCACCGAAUCCAGAACACCAUUCACAAAUACCAGCACAACAUAGCUACGCACGUGCAGGUAGUGGUGGGGGCCCCGGAGUCGUCCCCCCUGGAGCAGUACAAGCUGUUGCAGGGCCUCAUCGAAGAGGCGCCCCUGUUCCCAACAUGACUGGUCGGCUCCACUCCCCACCUCCUCAAAACUAUGGCUUCGGGCCUCCUCCCGCUCACCCAGCUCAGAACCGUCCUCCCCCCACCUACGGCCCGCCACGGAGUCCCCAACCUUUGGGGCCUGGCAUACCCCAAUCUGACGACCCAAACGAACUAUUCCCCCUCUUCCGUGCCGCCAAUGCAUCCAACUCAGGCGCCCUGUCAGAAACAGAACUGGGAUCCGCCUUAGUAAAUGCAGACUAUACCUCUUUCGACGCGUACACGGUAAAGAUGAUGGUCCGCAUGUUUGACAAAGACGGGUCUGGUAGCGUUGGGUUCGACGAGUUCGUUGCCUUGUGGCGCUUCCUGGCAGCCUGGAGAGAGCUAUUUGAGCGCUUCGAUGAGGACCAUAGCGGCCGGAUUAGCUUGCAGGAGUUUAGCAAAGCUCUGAUUGCGUUUGGAUAUACGCUUAGCCCACCGUUUGUAGGGAUGAUAUUUUCGACUUUUGAGAGUCGAGGGAGAGUUAAAGGGAAACCCAUGCCCGGGCAGAAAGACGGGAUGAGCUUUGAUGUGUUUGUGCAAGCCUGCAUUACCCUCAAGCGCAUGACGGAUGUGUUUAAACGGUAUGACGAUGAUAGGGAUGGGUAUAUUACGCUGGGUUUUGAGGAGUUUUUGACCGAAUGUUUACGCCUUCGAGAGUGAGACCUCAUGGUUGAAUUUGAACUAAUGCAUAGACUAAGUGCAUCUAUGGUGAUUAUCUACAUGCCUAAUAACUGGAUCUUUUACAUUACGUUGUGAAGUGUGACUUGAUUCUUCCGGCGAUACAAAUUCUUGGAUUUUUAUACAUGUUUUUGGGUUCUUUUAUAUAUCAUACCCAUGAUUGAAUGGAAUUUCCUAUAUUUAGAAAGGGGCGUAAACGGGAGAGGCAGAAAGGUACCUAAAGAGACGUGCAUACAUAUACAUGUAUACAAACCUCAUUAAAACCUUAAAAUGAUAAAUUUAGAUAUUUUCCCAAUGAGUCC